Messenger RNA from Zingiber officinale, 2138 nucleotides. RefSeq names its product zinc finger CCCH domain-containing protein 6-like. Gene Ontology annotation, molecular function: metal ion binding; mRNA binding. The transcript has 7 exons. The record is from RefSeq and is a predicted model, not a curated record. Bases 214 to 1584 code for a protein of 456 amino acids. Lineage: Eukaryota; Viridiplantae; Streptophyta; Magnoliopsida; Zingiberales; Zingiberaceae.
GGCACAAAAGGGCAAAGGGAAACGCGUUUCCCUGUUCAUCGUCGUCUCUGUCCGAGAGAGAGGGCGCCGAAAUAAAGGAGAGCAAAAAAGAGAGAGAUCUCGGUCGGAAUCGAUCUUUUUGGACUCCCUGUCCGAUCUCCUCCCUCGCAAUCCGGCUGACUCGUGCCGUCCCCCACCGUACCUCGAGCUUCCAGAGUUCUCGCCGUCGUCCCGAUGGAGGUGAACCAGCACAGCCUUACCGUCGGAGGCCCUCGCGCUGAUCCCGACACGGGUUUGGAAGAAUCCAUGUGGAGGUUGGGAUUGAGCGGGGUAAAUUUGCCGUACCCGGAGAGACCUGGUGAGCCGGACUGCUCCUACUACAUGCGAACUGGAUCGUGCAGCUAUGGACCGAGGUGCCGUUUCAAUCACCCGCGCGAUCGUGGAACCUUAAUUGGUGCUGGAGCUGAAGGGAUUGGAUCGAUGGAGUAUCUUGAGCGAGUGGAUCAGCCUGUAUGUGAGUACUAUAUGAAAACUGGAACUUGCAAAUUUGGUGCUGCCUGUAAGUAUUACCAUCCCAGGCAAGGUGGAUUCGUCCAGCCGAUGUUGUUAAAUGACUAUGGAUACCCUUUGCGACCUGGAGAGAAAGAAUGCUCCUACUACCUGAAGACUGGCCAAUGCAAGUUUGGUUCGAAUUGUAAAUUCCAUCACCCGCAACAUCCUGGGACCUCAGUGCUCUCAUCUGCACCAGCAUUUUAUACGCCGGUGCCAACUCCACCUGUUCCCUUGACUCACCAAUAUACACCUAUGGCUAAUUGGCAAGUUGCUAGGCCUCCAGUUGUUCCAGGUUCAUAUAUGCCAGGUCCUUAUGCUCCUAUGAUGCUCUCUCCUGGAGUUGUUCCAGUUCAGAAUUGGAGUCCUUAUCUGGUUCCUAUGAGUCCCGCAGUUUCUCAUGGAAAUCAACGGCCGAUUCAAGUUGGACAAGAAUAUGGGUUGGCCAACCAGGCAACUCCUACCAUGCCUGCUUACCAUGUGUCUCAUUUGCCAGUAUCUACUUCAGUUCAUAGAGAUAAUCAGUUUCCAGAGAGAUCUGGCCAACCUGAGUGCCAGUUCUACAUGAGAACAGGGGACUGUAAAUUUGGAUCCACGUGUAAAUAUCAUCAUCCUCCAGAUUGGAGCAUGCCAAGGAGAAAUUGUGUGCUUAGUCCUUUAGGCUUCCCUCUUCGUGCGGGUGUUCAAAUUUGCAGUUUCUAUGCUCAAAAUGGAAUUUGCAAGUUUGGGAAAACAUGCAAAUUUGAUCAUCCGAUGGGAAGUCUUAGCUAUAGUCCUUCUGCAUCUUCGCUUUCUGACAUGCCAGUUGCUCCAUAUCCCAUCGGCAUGUCGGUUGCAACUUUGGUGCCAUCCUUAUCAUCCUCAGAACUGCAAUUCCUUUCCAGCAAGGAGUCUUUCUCUAUGAGAAUGUCAUCCAGUAACACAUUCAGUGAUUCCGUUGGUUCUAUACAUACAAACAGGAGUUUCCCUUCCCCCUCACCUGGUCAACCUCAUCACUCCACAUCGAGUAGCAGCAUCGUCAUUGCUCAUGAUAGUGAAAUAUCAAGCUCAAGCUGAGAAAUUCAGUGUGCCACUUUAGUUAUUGACUAAAUCUCCAACUUCAACUCGCUGUUCAUUAAUCCAGGCAAACAGGGAGGCACAACAGGCUCUCCCCUAAUCGGGUAUCUGGCCAUUUUACCUUUGAUCGUCUUGUUUGUUCACUAACCAAACUCUUCAUGAAAUAAGCUAUGGCCGACUCAAAGAUGGAAUAGCGAAAUUCCAAGUCUUACAAUUUUGUUUUUCAUAUAUACCUCUUCAAAAGAUCAAGUCUGGCAUGAUAUUGGCUGCUAUUUUCUACAGAAAUUGAUCUUUCUCACAUGAAAAGUACUGCCUGUUUCAUGGCUCAGAUUUCCCACAUUACUCCAAAACCUUAUUAGCUUCAAGAUUUUUCAGGUUGAAGUUAUUUCUGAAGCAGGUACCCAGUUGACCUUCUAAACUUGUAUUUUGCAUUACUAUUCUGAGCAUCACUACUCUUGGACUCAUGUAAAUUUGAUAUCCAAAUUAUGUGCGAGCACACACUUAUCUCUUGUAAAUUGGUCUUCUGAUCUAGGAAAAAGUGAGUACUUUCUACC